AUGCAUCUAUCUAUCUAUCUAUCUAUCUAUCUAUCUAUCUAUCUAUCUAUCUAUCAACCCUUAUCAAAAUCAAGUAAUUCAUAUCUACGGAUCUCGCUUAACAAUACAUCUAUCUAUCUAUCUAUCUAUCUAUCUAUCUAUCUAUCUAUCUAUCCUUAUCAAAAUCAAAUAUAUCAUAUCUAUGGAUCUAGCUUAAAAAUACUUCUAUCUAUCUAUCUAUCUAUCUAUCUAUCUAUCUAUCACAACUAUCUUCCGAUGAUCUAUCUAUCGAUUGAUUUUCAACUUUUUAAUCACUUUCAUGUGUUCAGAUCUAUCCUACUUUACUCGUUUCUGUCUACCUAUUCGGACCCAAUAACAUUCUGCCUCUAUCACACUCAAAAAUACAUCUAUCUAUCUAUCUAUCUAUCUAUCUAUCUAUCUAUCUAUCUAUCUAUCUAUCUAUCUAUCUAUCUCAAAAUCAGCUAUAUCAUAUCUAUGAAUCUCGCUUAA
Acanthosepion pharaonis is the source of this 489-nucleotide messenger RNA. The record is from the annotation of a GenBank genome assembly. Lineage: Eukaryota; Metazoa; Mollusca; Cephalopoda; Sepiida; Sepiidae.